GUCAACCGAGAUAUCGACAUUUAACAGAGAUCGGGACGGAAUGAAUCAAGCGGGAGAAUGCCGAGAAUCCGCCCCCAUCAUAGAUAGCCCUACUCCGUCCUUAACCCACUGCCCAAGGAAUACUCCGAAGAUUCAGAUGGAGAUGGAAAUGUCGAGCGGAAUUGAGUUGAAUCAAGCUAUGCGAUCCAUAUUGAUGACCGGAAAUACCCGAUGAGGAUAUAUAGGUAUUAGGGUUGCACACGUAGUUAGUCCUAGUAAGCCAUGUUGAUUCGAGGUCCUCAUAUGCAAUAAUCGCCCACCGCUGUUUUCUUCGAGGUUGUAGGGAAAAUUCCGAUCCGCUAGUGGGAAGCUGCCUAUUUAAUCUAGGCCGAUACCCCUAUAUCCCCUGGCUAGGCCAGAGAGCAACCAAGUCAGACUGACCAUGGCCCCAAUAGACCAGACCGGUGCGAACCGUGAUGACAACGGCAGUUUGGACACGGAGACCGGCCUCGGCCUGGAGUACAUCAGGCCAGAACAUGCGAUUGAGCUGCAGCGUAUCAAUACAUAUCGGCUUCAACAACACGAGACCGUUGGAUCAACGCAGAGCCGUACCCAGCGCGACCAGUGGUUACCUCUCGGGGCAGGGAAACCAUAUCCUCCCGAGUUGCCCCAUGUAGAGGCAUAUAUUGUGGAAUUUGAAGGAUCUGAUGAUCCUAUGCAUCCACAGAACUGGCCUAUGAAGCGACGGAUGUUUAUGGGAGGGAUCCUGACAUUCUGCGCUCUUGUGGCUGCAUAUGCCAGUGCAAUCUUUGCGACUGCUGCGGCGGGCGCGAGGAAGGAAUUUGGCUUCGGCCAGGAGGUGGCAUCCUUGGGCACAACCUUGUUCGUCCUCGGCUUCGCUACUGGGCCAACGAUAUGGGCACCGACAUCUGAGCUGGUCGGUCGAAGAUGGCCCUUAUUGAUCGGAAUGUUCGGAUUCAACAUAUUUACCUUAGCAUGCGCGACUGGGAAGGACACCCAAACCAUCAUGCUAUCUCGCUUCUUCUCGGGGUUGUUUGCCGCCAGUGUGAUUGCCCUAGUCCCUGCCAGUCUGUCAGAUCUCUUCAACAACAACCAUCGUGGGAUUGCCAUCUCGAUUUACACCCUGGCCGUAUUCACCGGUCCAUUCACCGCUCCUUUCAUCGGUGGCUUUAUAGCCGAAAGCUAUCUUGGAUGGCGAUGGACCUUAUAUAUCACCACAAUCGCGGGCUUCUUUGGCCUAGCCCUCAUGCUCAUCCUCACCCAAGAGACGUACGCCCCGAUCAUUUUGGUAGAGAAAGCGGUGAUUCUUCGUCGCCAGACACGCAACUGGGGCAUUCACGCCCGCCAGGAGGAGCUCGAGAUUGACUUCUAUGAGCUGGUGACCAAGAACUUUGCACGACCAUUCCGGAUCCUAUUUACCGAGCCUAUCGCCUUCCUGAUCACCGUCUAUAUGUCGUUCAUCUAUGGGUUAUGCUAUGCCAUGUUGCAGGCGUAUCCCCUUGUGUUCCAAGGAGUGCACAGAAUGUCAGCUGAAGUGAGUGGCUUACCAUUCAUAGGGCUUCUUCUUGGUGCAUUUUUCGGUGGUGCAUUCGUCCUCUUCUUCCAAAGGUCAUAUGCGCGUAAAUUGGCGGCCAAUGAGGGCGUCCCGGUGCCAGAGUGGCGUCUACCCCCGUGCAUAGUCGGAGGCGUGGCUUUCGCAGGGGGCUUAUUCUGGUUUGGGUGGACCGGGUUCUCGCCGCGGGUUCACUGGAUGGCCCCGGCGGCCUCGGGCGUGAUGAUUGGAUUUGGCCUCACGACUAUCUUUAUGCAGGGAUUUAAUUACCUGCUCGAUUCUUACCUGAACUUCGCUGCCUCUGCGUUCGCCGCCAAUACCAUCAUGCGCUCCCUGGUGGGGGCCUGCUUCCCGUUGUUUACGCGACAAAUGUUCGCCAAUUUGGGCAUCCAAUGGGCUGGAACGCUGCUAGGGUGUAUCGGAGUGUUGAUGGUGCCGAUUCCCCUACUCUUCAUGAACUAUGGGCCUCGACUACGCCGCCAUAGUCGGCUGGCACCCCAGGUAGAAAAACACGCAUAAUCGCAAGCCGCCUGCCUGAUUCCGGGAACUGAGUCAAUGUCAGCAAUGACUAAGGGGAAAGACCCUCUGUAUAACGAGCCUGUAGAAUAAAUACCCUUAGUUACCUUGGCC
Messenger RNA from Aspergillus ochraceoroseus IBT 24754, 2182 nucleotides. Its product is annotated as MFS transporter. The coding region runs from base 422 to 2071 and encodes 549 amino acids. The record is from RefSeq and is a predicted model, not a curated record. Gene Ontology annotation, biological process: transmembrane transport. The transcript is spliced from 4 exons. NCBI's taxonomy places the organism in Eukaryota, Fungi, Ascomycota, Eurotiomycetes, Eurotiales, Aspergillaceae. Gene Ontology annotation, molecular function: transmembrane transporter activity.